AUGCUAAACAAAAAUUAUGAAAAAAAAUCACGUAUGAUACCGUAUGUUCGAAAGAUCAAUCUCAAUAAUGAUAAUAAAAGUGCUAGAAGAAAACCUCCAAAAUUUUGUCUUGAUUGCAAGGAAACCGACAAUUGUGUCAAAUUAUUUUCUAAUAAAGUCAAUAAAAUAGAAGAACUCGUUGACAAUUUAUAUAACAAUCAAAAAAAGAAGACUGAAAAGUUCUCAAUAUAUAACGCAAAAUUUACUCUUAACAAUAUUCCUUGCGAAAUUGAAUACGAUUUGGCCAAUUUUACUUUAGAUGAAUUAGAAAAGUUAGGAAAGUUUACAAUUCAAAAUUUCAUUGAGGAUAAAAACUCAUCUUCUACCCCUUAUAACAAAAAUGAAAAUGAAAAUAUUUCUCAAUAA
Funneliformis geosporum is the source of this 405-nucleotide messenger RNA. NCBI's taxonomy places the organism in Eukaryota, Fungi, Glomeromycota, Glomeromycetes, Glomerales, Glomeraceae. The record is from the annotation of a GenBank genome assembly.